Loa loa (African eye worm) is the source of this 372-nucleotide messenger RNA. RefSeq lists its product as hypothetical. Gene Ontology annotation, cellular component: mitochondrion; plasma membrane; lipid droplet. Lineage: Eukaryota; Metazoa; Nematoda; Chromadorea; Rhabditida; Onchocercidae. The record is from RefSeq and is a predicted model, not a curated record. The coding region runs from base 1 to 372 and encodes 123 amino acids. The transcript has 4 exons. Gene Ontology annotation, biological process: glycolipid biosynthetic process.
AUGGCUGGUGGUUUUUUCCGCUGCUGCCAAAAUGUCGUUUAUGAAAGAUUUUUUGUUGGCGUAUCCAGGGUUAAGCAAGCAUCAUUUACUUAUUGGUUCUUUGGUACUGGUUGGCCAGAAAAGCACAACUCCUUUGAUGAGUACACGGUUAAACCAGAUAAACAGAUGACAGCUCGUUGUGUGGGUCCGGACGCCGGAUAUAUGACUACCUCAGCCUGUGUUUUAGCCGCUGCACUGUCGCUGCUCAGUGAUGCCGAUAAACUUCCACAAGGCGGUGUAUACACAUCAGCGGCUGCAUUCAAAAACACAGGGAUCUAUGGUCGUCUCGAAAGAUAUGGUGUUCGAUUCGAAAUUGUUGACGAGCUUCACUGA